AUGAGGUUAAACGAAAAUGUCAAAAUAAUUGGAGAAAAUGUCAUACUAGUACCAUAUGAAAAACAUCAUGUACCAAAGUACCAUGAUUGGAUGGAGGAUGAGGAGAUAAGAAGGUGGGCUGCCAGUUCUCUUUCUAACUUCAUUAACACCUCAGACUCAAAUUUAUAUGUGCACCAAAUCUUGGUACGUAAUGACCACUACUGCGCAAGUGAACCCCUAAACGUCCGCAAAACUGUAAAGAGUCAAGUUGGUCUGACCAGAUCAGUUAAUAGAUUGACUGGAUCCGAGAGGUUGUCUCUUGAUGAGGAGUACGAAAUGCAGCGCACUUGGCGCGCAGAUGAGGACAAGCUCACUUUCAUAAUUUUGUCAAAAUCAAUGGUUGAUUCUGGCGCGAGUGAG
Messenger RNA from Strongylus vulgaris, 399 nucleotides. The record is from the annotation of a GenBank genome assembly. Lineage: Eukaryota; Metazoa; Nematoda; Chromadorea; Rhabditida; Strongylidae.